Molecule: messenger RNA, 4321 nt
Organism: Polypterus senegalus (gray bichir)
Lineage: Eukaryota; Metazoa; Chordata; Cladistia; Polypteriformes; Polypteridae
Gene: tyro3
Product: TYRO3 protein tyrosine kinase
Exons: 19
Coding region: 244-2847 (867 amino acids)
Biological process (GO): nervous system development; multicellular organism development; phagocytosis
Cellular component (GO): signaling receptor complex
Molecular function (GO): ATP binding; protein binding; transmembrane receptor protein tyrosine kinase activity
Source: RefSeq, a predicted model, not a curated record
GUUUCUGACAGGCUCUCGAAGUUGUGCUCUAUGUUUUCAUCCCCAGUUACUCAUUUUCUAGGAGGUUACUGUCGGCGGAGCGUGAGACCGGGGGUGUCGAAGCAUUUAGUGGCCUUGACCCUAAAGGGCCAACCCCUUCCUCUCCUGGAGUCCACUGGAGCGUUCCCAUACUGUCCACUGAAGUCUGCCGGACUGCUCUCCGCUUAACCCCUGGAGACGACUUUGUAUCGGAAUGCCGAGAAGAUGACGGACUUGGUGUACUGGCUCCUUGUGUGCACGACUGCGGCGCGCCUUCUGGGCACCGGAGGUGUUCGUUUCACAAAGAACCCCAGCAAUGUGACUGUGUCUCAGGGCAACACCGUAAAGCUAGAGUGCGCAGUUGAAGCAUUAGAAGAGCCCGAUAUCAUUUGGAUGAAGGAUGGAGUCCGUGUGCACAGUGCUGAUCAGAUGUUCAUGCCAUUGGAUCAUGGCCAUUGGCAGACCUUCUACAGAAUUCCUUCUGUCCAGAGAGCUGAUGCUGGCAAGUACUGGUGUGAAGUUGAAGAUCUGGCCUCCUCCGAUCCGGCCUGGAUGACUGUGGAAGGGGUGCCUCAUUUUGUUUUGGAGCCGCAGGAUGUGUUUAUCUUGCCUGGUAUGUCCUUUAACCUGACCUGUGCUGCUGUUGGCCCCCCAGAACCUGUAAAAGUGAUCUGGUGGGUUCAAGGAAAGAAAUUGGAAAAGCUGGAAUCCUCCCCAUCUAUCCUUACUAUUCAAGGGAUGAAUAAAAGUGCUGAAUUCCACUGUGAGGCUCACAAUGAAAGAGGCUUGGCCAUCUCCCGCACUGCCAGGGUGCACAUUACAGCUCUUCCUGAGGCACCCACUGAAUUACAUGUUCAUGGUAGUAGGGACUGUAAUGCCAGCUUGUCCUGGAAGCCAGGGUUUGAUGGUUAUUCAGAGCUCCGAAACUGCACCGUCCAGGUAAGCAACAAUGUCCAGGAGAAGGGAGAGAAAUUUCUUGAGAAAUCUGUUCUGGUCCCACCCUACAAUGCAACAGUUGGUGGUCUGAAGUGCUUCUCAAACUACAGUGUUCGAGUAAGCUGCAGCAAUGUGGUGGGAACAUCUCCAGUCAGUUCAUGGGUGGAUUUUACAACACCAGAAUCAGUGCCAUCAGGAGCUCCACAAAACCUGAGCUUUCAGCUAAUUGACUUUAGUCUUGUGCUUUCAUGGAUACCACUUUACCAGAAUGAGACCAAUGGGGUACUCAGUGGCCACAAGGUGCAGUGGAACAGAGCAGGUGAUGUUCAGGAGUCGCUGUUUUCACUUGCAACCAUGGUCAACUUGUCUGACUGGAGAUACUUUUCAAAUGCCUCACUUCGAGUGUGUGCGUGUAAUGCCGCAGGUUGUGGGCCUUGGAGUAUGCCAGUUCGGGUUCCAGCUGAAAAAUCUGCCAUGUCUUUGAAUCAACGUAGUCACUUGUGGGUUGUCGUAUUUUUUGGAAUCUUCAUCAUUUUCGGCUUCUUGGGAUUCCUCAUUGCAAUGUUCCUGAGACAAAGACGUAAAGAAAUGUUGUUUGGAGGUAUAUUUGGUCCAGACACCCCUGGUGCACAGCUGACUGUCUCCUAUACAGCAGCAAGGUCUUUCAACAGGCGGGGACCAGAGCACAGUGAAAUUACCUUGGACAGUCUUGGCAUCAGCGAAGAGUUGAAGAAAAAACUUCAAGAUGUUCUUAUUUCAGAGUCACAGCUUAAUCUUGGUCACCUUCUGGGCAAAGGUGAGUUCAGUUCAGUACGAGAAGCCUACCUAAAGAUGCAGGAUGGCUCUGUGAAGAAGGUGGCUGUCAAAGUGCUAAAAGCUGAUGUCAGCUGCUCCAGUGAUAUCGAGCAGUGUCUGCGUGAAGCAGCUUACAUGAAGGAAUUUCAUCACCCAAAUGUCCUUCGGCUAAUUGGGAUCAGCCUGCAUCGCCAUGGCCAGCAGAGGCUGCCUGUUCCUAUGGUCAUCCUACCUUUCAUGAAGCAUGGUGACCUGCAUACAUUCCUAUUGAUGUCACGUCUGGGUGAUAACCCCUUCACCUUGUCCCUUCAAACAUUGUUGCAGUUCACACUGGAUGUGGCAAGAGGAAUGGAAUACCUGAGCCUGAGGAAAUUCAUUCAUCGUGAUUUAGCUGCACGGAACUGCAUGCUAAGUAAGGACAUGAGAGUAUGUGUGGCAGAUUUUGGCCUAUCCAAGAAGAUCUACAGUGGUGAUUAUUACCGCCAAGGGUCAGCCUCAAAACUCCCGGUCAAAUGGAUAGCCCUGGAAAGUCUGGCCGAUAAUGUCUACACCACCCAGAGUGAUGUGUGGGCCUUUGGUGUAACUAUAUGGGAGAUCAUGACCCUUGGGCAGACACCUUAUCCUGGCGUGGAGAACUCGGAGGUAUAUGAGUAUCUAAUAAAAGGAAAUAGGCUUAAACAGCCUCCAGACUGCCCAGAUGAGAUAUACAGGACUAUGUGUCGUUGCUGGAACACUAAUCCCAAGGAGCGACCAGGAUUUGACCGGCUUAUUCUAGAGCUGGAGGCAGUGUCAGCUAGACUAUCACAAGAUUCAAGCAAAAUGGAGCUGCUUUACAUCAAUGUAGGGAAUGGGAGCCAUGCCUCAGAAGAGGAAGUCGCAGGCGGGCUACCUUGGCAUCAGUCUGGACCCUCUGAGAGAUUCUGUGAUGACCUACUAAAUGAUCCUGCAGAGUUACAUGGGGCUGCUGGCUCUGAUUACCGCUACAUCAUGGAUCCUUAUGCUGGGCCAGAGGUAGAAAACCAGUCAGGGCAAACUCUGGGGUGCACGACACAGCCUGAAGAUGAUGAGGAUGAGGAAGAUGUAUUCUUGAAAGCAUGAACCACAAAGGCAAAGCUAUCACCCAGUAAUCAGAGCAUGGGCUUGGAUUUAGGAGCAGCAAGAAUGGUGAUUUCUAAAUGACUCCCCUCAUGCCAAGUAAAGAGGUGGUUAUGGGCAUUUAGGACUUAAAAAGACAGGGCGACAGAGUGGUUAGUUUAAGAAAAGGCCUUAGACAUCAUGCUUUUAUUUAAUUAAAAAUAGCAUAGAAUUUGAUCUAAGAGCCCGACAGCACUGUCAGGUGGGCUUGCGCCAGGGCAUCUGAAUAUUGAUUGGCCUUAACGUGAGAAGGUAACGUUUAAUGUGCUGUGGAAUUAAUUGCUGCCAUACUGUAGUGACCACGUUUACAGCGUUUUUAAAAGAUGGAUUAGUUGCUGCUUCUCAUUUCCCCCUGAUGAUUCAAAUUUGAAAUGAAUAUUUGGACUUCAGUAUUGUUUGCAGAUUACUGCUAUGUUGCCACUGUCUAAAUACAGGAUGAAGCCAUCAAACCAUGAAAGAAUGUUACUUUGCAGAAUAAAAACAGACAUUUUUAGCAGAUAUUAAGGUUAUAGCAUAUUUUAAAAGAAAUGGAGGAAAAGAAAAAAAAAAAUACCUCAAGCACUUUGUCUGGCAGUUCACCACACUGCUCUGCAGGAUCAGAGGGGGCCAAAUUCUGUGUCUCUGGAAACUACGUAACUGGAAAGGCCAGAGUAGCUGUUAUUGUAUGACGAUGUUCAGAAUGUAAGGGAUCAGUUUAUGUGAUGGUAGGUUUGUUGUUGCCUUGUAGUUUCUUUUAUUUGACUACAAAGUGGCAUCUUUAUGCCUCUACUUUGCAUCCUGCCACACAGCAGUAUACGUCUCAAAUGCCAAGUAAAGAACUGUUUGCAUUUUGUGUCUCGGCACAGCUUAAUCACAGACUGGCAACUUUUUGUAUGAUUUUUGCACCAUCCGCAUUUCGGAAAGAAUGUGCUGCAUAUCAUUUGACAUCAGAUGGUUAAACUGAUGAGCUCCUCGCUUUGGUGAGAACAGAAAGUAAGCAGCUGAUACAGUGAGGUCAAUUUUACAGUGAAUUACACUAAAAAAUAUUCUGACAACGGAGGAGUGCUUCUUUAUGGACCUGAUGCAGUAUGUCCAUCUCCCCAGCAGGGGGCUCAUUGAUUUAGGUGUGAGAUUACUGGCUUAGCCUCAUUUUGCCAGUUAAGCCGCAUGGAUGAGCAGUUGUGCCAGCUAAUGUCCUCAUUUUCUGAGGUAGCAAUCACAGCAGCAGAUUGGGAAGCACCUGGGGUUCUGGCACUGAUGCCACGUUUUAUGAAGCACUGCACACUCUUCUCCACAGUGCCUUCUAAGGUGCCAGCCUCAAAACUGAUCCUCUGCAUUACGUGCAGUAUUUUAUUUUUUUAUGUUUACAUGUUUUUGUACAUAGAGACACUAACAUGAAUUUACUGAAUUACUGUAAAUAAUUUUAAUGACAGAAAUAAAAUUGGCACUUUUUCAGAAA